Messenger RNA from Juglans microcarpa x Juglans regia, 2591 nucleotides. RefSeq lists its product as uncharacterized. The record is from RefSeq and is a predicted model, not a curated record. NCBI's taxonomy places the organism in Eukaryota, Viridiplantae, Streptophyta, Magnoliopsida, Fagales, Juglandaceae. The transcript has 8 exons. The coding region runs from base 214 to 2457 and encodes 747 amino acids. Gene Ontology annotation, molecular function: nucleic acid binding.
CAACCCUUGCACAGUGACAUCUCCACCUCUUUAUCCAGCAUCCAACGGCCCAGAUUGAACUGCACGCGUCGCUCUGAUUGCGUUUGCACGUGUCGAAGCCAAAAUCCGCACCGAUCCUAGCUAGGUUCCAAGUUCGAAGAGGCUCUGAAUCCAAUCUCAGGGCAAUAAUCUGUGCGUCGAAGAAGAAAGCUCGAUCGGUUAGACUCCGCAGCCAUGGCUGGCGGUCGAAGAAGAACCAAUAACCACAGCAGCAACAACAACGACAACAAUAGCAGCGGAAACAAGGGCAGAAGAAGAAGAAGAUCAGACCCGUCCUCUGUUAAAGGGACUCUGUUCGUUGAGGGCGGCUUCUUGUCCGAUUGGAACCGUAAUCCCUCGUCUCCCAUCCCUUCACGAGGAAAAAGUGCUAAUCCGAAUAGCAAAUCUGGGUCUGGGUCCAAAUCUGGAAGCUUUGAUCGGAGCAAAUCUUCUGGUUCUAGAAUUGAAUUCCGCAAAUCAAGUGGGAAUGCUAUCGGAUACCACUACCCUGCGGUUUACCGUCAGGAGGUCAAGGACGGAGAUAAUGUUAUAGAUGAUUCCCUCCCCAUUGUUUUAGUGGAUUCAAAGGAGACUCGAAUUGUUGCUUACGUAGAUCAAACACCUUCUUUGGAGCCUUUUGACAGGAAUAUUUCUUAUGAAUACAAUUCAGAAUUUGUGUUGGGUGAUGGCUCUCAUCAAGGAUUGGGAUUCCAUGCUGAACCAGAAGUAAAAUUGAAUAGAAUCAGAGGGUCCUCUGAGAAAAUGGAAGAGCAUAAAGUGUCAUGUUAUGAUUCAUCAUCCCAUGAGAAGGAUAUGGAUGCUGAUGAGAGUAUUAAUUGUGAGGUAGGCCAGACGCCUGAAGAAGUUUUGGCUGAGUUGUCUCCAGAACAGAAUUCUGGGUUUUUGUCAAUUGGAGGCAUGCGACUAUACACCCAAGAUAUAACUGACGAGGAAAGUAAUGGGGAUGACUAUAGGGGUUCUUCAGAUGAGGAAAGCAUAGACACGUCUGAGCCUGGAGAAGUAGUUGGAUCGUCUGAAAGUGAUGGUUCUGAAGAUUCAUCUGAUAGUGAUUCAGAUAUUGAUCAAGAAAUUGCAGAGGAUUACUUAGAAGGAAUUGGUGGAAGUGACAAUGUUUUAGAUGCCAAAUGGUUGGUGGAAUCAGUUUUGGGCAAAUCAGAUAAUGAAAGUUCUUCUAGCAGUUGCUAUGAUGAAACUGUAGAGAAGUUGGGUGGAAUUGCUCUCCAGGAUGCAUCUAAGGAAUACGGCAUGAAGAAGCCCAAAGCAAGGAAGAGAUACCCUUUAGCUUCCCGAGAUAAUUGGUCAUCUACUGUAGAUGACCUUAUUCUUGUAAAGGAUCCAAGAACUCUUUCUGCAAGAAAGAAGCAUGCCCCAAGGUUUCCUCAGUCUUGGCCUCUAGAGGCUCAAAAGAGUAGAUAUUCCAGAAGAUUUCCUGGUGAUAAAAAGAAACAUCGUAAGGAAAUGAUUGCCGUGAAACGUCGGGAGAGAAUGCUGCGGCGGGGUGUUGAUCUGGAGCAAAUUAAUACGAAACUAGAGCGGAUUGUGUUGGAUGGAGUAGAUAUGUUUUCUUUUCAGCCUAUGCAUUCCCGCGAUUGUUCCCAGGUACAACGAUUAGCUGCAAUAUAUCACUUGCGAAGUGGCUGCCAAGGUUCAAAAAAGAAAAGAUUUGUAACUGUGGUGCGAACACAACACACAUGUAUGCCAUCACCAAAUGAUAAACUACGCCUGGAAAAGUUGAUAUAUGCUGGCAAUGAGGAUGUUGAUUUUGCUGUGACAGAAGGCUCGAACUUAAAGUCUAGAGAUAAAAACAGGGUAAAGAAGACUGCUAAGGGCAAUGGUGAAGCAAGUGAGAAGAAUCGGAGUGGGAAAAAGGGUUCAUAUGCUAAUCAACCUGUGUCAUUCGUAUUGAGUGGUGCAAUGCAAUCAGGUGCUGUUGAGAAUAAAGCAGUUGAUUCACAAGAGAUAGAUGAGCAUGGUAAAAAUAAAGGGAUGGUUGGCUCAGCAAGCUUUGGUUCAUUUGAGGUGCACACUAAGGGUUUUGGAUCAAGAAUGAUGGCUAAAAUGGGAUUUGUUGAAGGUGGAGGGUUAGGAAAGGAUGGUCAAGGUGUGGCAGAGCCCAUUGAAGUUAUGCAGCGCCCUAAGUCGCUCGGAUUGGGUAUGGAAUUCUCCAGCUCCAAUGAAGACCCAACAAGCACCAAGUCCCAAAGAACUGAAGUUUCCAACUCCAGGGGUGAACCCACGAGGAACAAAUCACAAAACAUUGGAACUUUUGAAAAGCAUACGAAGGGAUUCGGAUCAAAGAUGAUGGCAAAGAUGGGAUUUGUGGAAGGCAUGGGAUUGGGCAGAAGUUCACAAGGGAUAGUGAAUCCUUUGACUGCUGUCAGGCUACCAAAAUCUCGAGGAUUGGGUGCCAAGGUUUAGAUCUAAUACAAAUUCAUUGAAUUUUAACAUUGCCAAGAUCACUCGAAUCAAUUUCUAGUUCCUUGUAAAUUAACUAAUCAUGGCAAAUCAUUUCAUUAUAAUCAACAUGCAAGAUAUCAUAUUUGUUGGUUUCA